This is a messenger RNA of Prunus armeniaca (apricot), 690 nucleotides long. NCBI's taxonomy places the organism in Eukaryota, Viridiplantae, Streptophyta, Magnoliopsida, Rosales, Rosaceae. The record is from the annotation of a GenBank genome assembly.
AUGAGUUGGGGACUUCGUCCGGAAGGAUAUGGAGAACCUUUCUACGGGGAUGAGGCAAGAUUUUCUAUUCAAAUGUACCACAAUGGUGAAAUAAGAGAUGCCAUGGUGAAGGAGUUAGGGCACGAAGGUUUGAUUAACUACUGGUACAGUAUUCCAGGUGAUAGUUUUGAUGGUGGCCUAGUUAAGCUGAGUGAGGAUACAGAUGUCUUAGACAUGCUAGUAUUUGUGCCAGACACUAGGGUGAUAAAUAUAUUCCUAGAACAUGUCUUGGCAUGCAGUCAAGAGCAGUUUUACAGUCAAGUGGGUUCAAACAUAUUUAUAAAUCUGGAUCAUGAUUUUGGGACCAGUACUGGGGUAGUUUUGCAAGAGCUUGAUGACAAUUAUGAUGCCAUUGUUCCAGUGGGUGGGGGAGUUGAAGAGUUGAAUGAAGAAGCAGGUGGAGAAGGCAAAGAGUUGAAUGAAGAAGGGCUGAAUGAAGAAAGGUUGAAUGAAGAAGGGCUGAAUGAAGAUGGGUUGAUUGAUGAAGCUUCUAAACAAGGCAAAGAAACUGCCACUAUGAAUAAUGAGGAGAAUUUUGACAAGGGCCAAGAAAAGCCAAGUCAAGGUUGUUCUGAUAAAGGCAAAGGCAAGGAUAAAGAGAUGUCACAUAGGGUGAAGCGUGCAUUUGGUAAAAAAGAUGCGCUAGUUUGA